UGUGGUCCCGACAUCAUUGACAUGGCGGAAUCCCCCAUCAAACCCUCCUGGUAGUUAUUUGAGCAGCGGCGGCGGCCCGAGGAGGCGGCGGAGAGCAGCGGCGGGAGCGGCGGCAGCGGCGCAGGGGGCGGCGGGGAUCCCGCGGACGGCUGGCUGGGACGGGCGCCUGGAGCCCCGUUUCAGCCCGAGGGGAGAUAGCAAGUUGAGGGCAAUUCUCCAUGAAUGUACGUCACCAUGAUGAUGACCGACCAGAUCCCCCUGGAACUGCCACCCCUGCUCAACGGGGAGGUGGCCAUGAUGCCCCACUUGGUGAAUGGAGAAGCAGCCCAGCAGGUUAUUCUUGUCCAAGUUAACCCGGGUGAGACCUUCACAAUAAGAGCCGAGGAUGGAACACUGCAGUGCAUCCAAGGCCCCGCUGAAGUUCCCAUGAUGUCGCCCAAUGGGUCCAUCCCUCCCAUCCAUGUGCCUCCAGGUUAUAUCUCACAGGUGAUUGAAGACAGUACUGGAGUCCGCCGGGUGGUGGUUACACCCCAGUCUCCUGAGUGUUACCCACCAAGCUACCCCUCAGCCAUGUCUCCAACCCAUCACCUGCCCCCUUAUCUGAGUCACCACCCACACUUCCUUCAGAACUCGCACACGGCUUAUUAUCCACCUGUCACCGUUCCUGGAGAUAUGUCACCGCAGUUCUUCCCCCAGCACCACCUCCCCCCAACAAUAUAUAGUGAGCAAGAAAUUAUCCCACUUUAUGGAAUGUCGAGCUACAUCACCCGAGAAGACCAGUACAGCAAGCCACCGCACAAAAAGCUGAAGGACCGCCAGAUUGACCGCCAGAACCGUCUCAACAGCCCACCUUCCACCAUCUAUAAGAGCAGCUGUGCAACAGUGUACAAUGGUUACGGGAAGGGCCAUAGUGCUGGAAGCAGUGGAGGCGUGGGAGGUGGAAGCGGAGGUGGACCUGGGAUCAAAAAGACGGAGCGAAGAGCCAGAAGCAGCCCUAAGUCCAGUGAUUCGGACUUGCAAGAGUAUGAGUUGGAAGUAAAGAGGGUGCAGGACAUUCUUUCGGGAAUAGAGAAACCACAGGUGUCAAACAUCCAGGCAAGAGCAGUUGUGCUGUCCUGGGCACCCCCUGUCGGACUGUCCUGUGGGCCCCACGGUGGCCUUUCCUUCCCUUACAGCUAUGAGGUCGCCUUAUCAGACAAGGGACGAGAUGGAAAAUACAAGAUCAUUUACAGUGGAGAAGAAUUGGAAUGUAACCUGAAAGAUCUCAGGCCUGCCACUGAUUACCACGUGAGGGUGUAUGCCAUGUACAAUUCUGUCAAGGGGUCCUGCUCUGAGCCAGUCAGCUUCACCACCCACAGCUGUGCACCAGAGUGCCCCUUCCCUCCCAAGCUGGCGAACAGGAGCAGGAGUUCGCUCACCUUGCAGUGGAAGGCUCCAAUUGACAAUGGUUCAAAAAUCACCAGCUACCUUUUAGAAUGGGAUGAGGGAAAGAGGAAUAGUGGCUUCAGACAGUGUUUCUUUGGGAACCAGAAGCAUUGCAAGUUGACAAAACUCUGUCCAGCCAUGGGCUACACCUUCAGGCUUGCUGCUCGGAAUGACAUCGGCACCAGUGGUUACAGCCAGGAGGUGGUGUGUUAUACACUGGGAAACAUCCCACAGAUGCCCUCAGCACCCAGGCUUGUCCGAGCUGGCGUCACCUGGAUCACACUGCAGUGGUCCAGGCCUGAAGGCUGUUCACCGGAGGAAGUGAUUACGUACACCCUGGACAUUCAGGAGGACGAAAACGAUAACCAUUUCCACCCCAAGUACAGUGGAGAAGAUCUGACCUGUACUGUAAAAAAUCUCAAAAGAAGCACACAGUACAAGUUCAGGCUGACUGCUUCUAACAUGGAAGGGAGAAGCUGCCCAAGUGAAGUCCUGGUUUGUACGACCAGUCCUGACCGUCCUGGACCUCCGACCAGGCCGCUCAUUAAAGGGCCAGUCACAUCGCAUGGCUUCAGUGUCAAGUGGGAUGCUCCAAAGGACAGUGGCGGCUCAGAAAUCCUGAAGUACCUGCUGGAGAUCACAGAUGGAACUUCUGAAGCUGGUCAGUGGGAAGUGGCCUACAGCGGCUCUGCUACGGAGUAUGUCUUUACCCACUUGAAGCCAGGCACUUUGUACAGACUGCGGGUCUGCUGCAUCAGCACCGGUGGGCACAGUCAGUGUUCUGAAAGUCUCCCUGUUCGCACACUAAGCCUUGCGCCAGGUCAGUGCCGACCGCCGAGGGUUUUGGGUAGACCAAAGCACAAAGAAGUCCACUUAGAGUGGGACGUCCCUGCAUCUGAGAGUGGCUGUGAGGUCUCCGAGUACAGCGUGGAGAUGACAGAGCCUGAGGAUGUCGCUUCCGAAGUGUACCAUGGGCCCGAGCUGGAGUGCACAGUCGGCAAUCUGCUUCCCGGGACUGUGUAUCGCUUCCGAGUGCGGGCUCUGAAUGACGGAGGGUAUGGCCCCUACUCCGACGUGUCAGAGAUCACCACCGCCACGGGGCCCCCUGGGCAGUGCAGAGCUCCAUGCAUCUCCUUCACGCCGGAUGGAAGCGUCUUGGUGGGGUGGGAGAGCCCGGAGAGCCCUGGUGCUGACAUCUCUGAGUACAGGCUGGAAUGGGGUGAAGAUGAAGAAUCCUUAGAACUCAUUUACCAUGGUCCAGACACCUGCUUUGAGAUCCAGAAUCUGUUGCCUGCUGCCCAGUAUUGCUGCAGACUACAGGCCUUCAAUCCAGCAGGUGCAGGGCCGUAUAGCGAGCUUGUCCACUGCCAGACACCUGCCUCUGCCCCCGACCCUGUCUCCACGCUGUGUGUCCUGGAGGAGGAGCCCCUCGAUGCCCACCCGGACUCGCCCUCUGUGUGCCUUGUACUGAACUGGGAAGAGCCGUGCAAUAAUGGAUCUGAAAUCGUUGCUUACAAUGUUGAUCUCGGAGACACUAGCAUUACUGUGGGCAACACUACCACACACGUGAUAAAGAACCUCCUUCCAGAGACUACGUACCGGAUCAGAAUUCAGGCCGUCAAUGAGAUUGGAGUCGGACCAUUUAGUCAUUUCAUUAAAGCAAAAACUCGGCCAUUGCCACCCUUGCCUCCUAGACUGGAGUGUGCUGCAUCUGGUCCUCAGAGCCUGAAGCUCAAGUGGGGAGACAGUAACUCCAGGACGCAUGCCGCUGGUGACCUGGUGUACACGCUGCAGCUGGAGGACCGGAGCAAGAGGUUUGUUUCCAUCUACAGAGGACCCAGCCACACCUACAAGGUCCAGAGACUGACGGAGUCCACCUGCUACUCCUUCAGAAUCCAGGCAGCGAGCGAGGCAGGGGAGGGACCUUUCUCAGAAACUUACACCUUCAGCACAACCAAAAGUGUCCCUCCCACCCUCAAAGCACCUCGAGUGACACAAUUAGAAGGAAACUCAUGUGAAAUCUUAUGGGAGACGGUACCACCGAUGAAAGGUGAUCCUGUUAACUACAUCCUGCAGGUACUGGUCGGAAGAGAAUCUGAGUACAAACAGGUGUACAAGGGAGAAGAAGCCACAUUCCAGAUCUCAGGCCUCCAGAACAACACAGACUACAGGUUCCGUGUGUGCGCGUGCCGCCGCUGUGUGGAUACCUCCCAGGAGCUCAGUGGAGCUUUCAGCCCCUCUGUGGCCUUUGUGUUACAACGACGUGAGGUCAUGCUUACAGGAGACAUGGGGAGCAUGGACGAUCCCAAAAUGAAGGGCAUGAUGCCUACUGAUGAACAGUUUGCUGCCCUCAUUGUGCUUGGCUUCGCAACCUUGUCCAUUUUAUUUGCCUUUAUAUUACAGUACUUCUUAAUGAAGUAGACCUGCAGACUAAAGGUAUGGGUGGGGCACCACCCAUUGAAUACACAUUUACUCAGAGCCUUCCCUUUCAGCCUUGUUGUCCUUUGAUUUAUAUACUUCUCUUGUUUUACAGAUUUAGCUAGGAGAAACAG
Molecule: messenger RNA, 3977 nt
Organism: Alexandromys fortis (reed vole)
Lineage: Eukaryota; Metazoa; Chordata; Mammalia; Rodentia; Cricetidae
Gene: Fndc3b
Product: fibronectin type III domain containing 3B
Exons: 26
Coding region: 223-3846 (1207 amino acids)
Molecular function (GO): protein binding
Source: RefSeq, a predicted model, not a curated record